AUGUCACCCAGCCCGGUCACAGAGAGUAUGAAGUAUUUCCUCAAGGCUGAGAAGUUCGCUGUUAUAGGUCGGACGAUGAACGACAGGUCGAGGUGGGAUAACAAGAUAUUGAGAUGGUAUCAACAACGUAAUUUCCCUGUCACGGCCGUUCGACCUAACAAACCUUCUGAGGAAGUUGAAGGUCUAAGCUUGUUGACUGAACCAACCCAAAUACCCGAUCUUCCUUCAACAUCCAUCUCAAUAAUCAUCAACCCCCUAGUCGGUAUAGAUAUCCUCAAAUCGCUAUAUCCUACUCCACCUGAUCCGAAGAGAGAACCAAGGAGUAUAUGGUUCCAGCCUGGUGCUGAUUCAGCUGAGAUAUGGGAGUAUGUCAAACAGCGCGGACUGGAAGAUAAGGUGAUUGGGAAAGGAGCAUGUGUAUAUAGGGAUGGUGAUGGGAUUUUGGAUCUGAUCAAGAAUGAAGAGAAAGAGGGGAAAGGUAAAUUAUAA
Kwoniella botswanensis is the source of this 489-nucleotide messenger RNA. RefSeq lists its product as uncharacterized. The record is from RefSeq and is a predicted model, not a curated record. Bases 1 to 489 code for a protein of 162 amino acids. NCBI's taxonomy places the organism in Eukaryota, Fungi, Basidiomycota, Tremellomycetes, Tremellales, Cryptococcaceae. The transcript has 4 exons.